Molecule: messenger RNA, 595 nt
Organism: Lutra lutra (Eurasian river otter)
Lineage: Eukaryota; Metazoa; Chordata; Mammalia; Carnivora; Mustelidae
Gene: GTF2H5
Product: general transcription factor IIH subunit 5
Exons: 3
Coding region: 163-378 (71 amino acids)
Biological process (GO): nucleotide-excision repair; nucleotide-excision repair, preincision complex assembly; transcription initiation at RNA polymerase II promoter
Cellular component (GO): transcription factor TFIIH core complex; transcription factor TFIIH holo complex
Source: RefSeq, a predicted model, not a curated record
ACAAGAGCGUCGCUGACCGAUGACGUAGCGGGCGCAGGCACGCUUGGCGAGGGCAGAAGUGCUGCUGGUUCUGCGGUUGGAGGGACUUGGUGUGUCGGCUCGCCCUGCGAGAGGGGUAAGUGAGCAUUUUAAAGGUCAUCUGCACCUUCUGCCUGGGAAAAGAUGGUCAACGUCUUGAAAGGAGUGCUAAUAGAAUGUGACCCUGCCAUGAAGCAGUUCCUGCUGUACUUGGACGAAUCAAAUGCUUUAGGGAAGAAGUUCAUCAUUCAAGACAUUGAUGACACUCAUGUCUUUGUUAUCGCAGAGUUGGUUAACGUCCUCCAGGAGCGAGUAGGUGAAUUAAUGGACCAAAAUGCUUUUUCUCUUACCCAGAAGUGAAGAUACUCAAUAUUGACCACUUAGGAAUUACAAGUAACAAAUGUGAGACUGUCACCAUUCAGUGUCCUGUGUGACAGAUGAGACUUAGUGGCUUAGGCGCAUAUCAUGGGGAAAACUGUGAUGUCGUUUGUUCAGAAAAAAGUCCCUGAUUUUCUUGUUUAUUUUUUUUCCCCGUUCAUGUACCCUAGAAUUUAAAAAAAAAGGAAAAAAAAAUUCA